AUGGGGCCACCACUCAGCUAUCCCUGCCCAGUAGGAUGUUCACUUGAGCUGCUAGGGCCAGACUCUCCUGCAGAGAGUUAUGUUUCCAUGAAAAGUGACAUGUCCAAAGCGGAACCGCUAAACUUCAGUGAUGAAGUGCUGACAUCACGUGAGGGCCGAAGACCAGUGUCUCCUGCAGAGAGUUAUGCUUCCAUGAACAGUGAGAUGUCCAAAGGGGAGGUGCCAAACUUCAGUGAUGAAGUGCUGAGUUCACUUGAGCUGCAAAGACCAGUGUCUACUAGAAAGAGUUCUGUUCCCAUGGACAGUGGCAUGCCCAAAGGGGAACUGGUAAACUUCAGUAACGAAGUGCUGAGUUUACUUGAGGGUCAACGGCCAGAGUCUUCUGCAGAGAAUACUGUGAAUAGUGACAUGUCCAAAGCGAAACCACAACUCUUCAGUAAUAAUCAACCAAGCGAACAAAAAACAGACUCUUCUGCCACAAAAAGCACAGAAAGUAACAGCGAGGACCCUCCAGGCUCCAAGAAUACAGCAGCAAGCAGUUCUACCAACAGAGAGAAAGAUGCUGUAAAAAAAAUGAAGGAAAUUCUGAAGAAGGAAUUGAAUGAAAAGUAUAAAGAACAGAGUAAGGAAGAGAUCGAUACAGAACUCUGUGUACAAAAGGAAGAAAAAAAAGUGCAACCUGACUACAAAGACAUGUUCAAUGUGCGAACAGUGCUGACAACUGGAAUGGCUGGUGUUGGGAAAACAUUUCAAACAAAGAUGUUCACAAUUAAGUGGGCAAAAGGGAAGGCUAACAAAGAAAUUGACUUAAUAGUUUCAUUCCAGUUCAGUGAGCUGAAUGAAAGAGGAGACCAAGUUCAGAGUAUGGAAGAACUGCUGAAUGAUUAUUUCAGCGAAAUUAAACCACAAGGACAUCUCUCCUAUGACAAGUUUAAAAUACUUUUUAUUCUGGAUGGCCUGGAAGAAUGUGAACUUCCUCUGGAUUUCAAAAACAAUAAGAUACUGACUGACAUGAAGGCACAGGCCUCAAUGGAUGAGCUGCUGACAAACCUAAUCAAAGGGACUCUUCUUCCUUCUGCUCAUCUCUGGAUCAUCUCACAACCCUCAGGAGUUGAUAAGAUUCCUACUCGUUAUAUCCAAAAAGUUACAAAAUGUCAAGAGACCUCAAAGAGAUGGACAAAGCUGGUGACACAUCUGCGCAACAGACUUAGAGAAAUGCCUCUGGUUAAAAACAACAAUCAUACUCACCAGAAAAACACAGAACACAUCAUAAGAGAAGACAACACUGCAGAGGGCACUGAUGAACUGAAAAAGAAACAGACUGUGGAGAAAUUGAAGACAACAUCUGAAAUCUUUAACGAGAAGAAAGGGGAAAAAAUCAGAACUGUGCUGACUGUCGGAGAGGCUGGUAUCGGGAAAUCCUUCCAUGUACAAAAAUACAUAAAAGAGUGGGCAGAUAAUACAAGCCCUUCACUUUUAACUAGGCUUAAAACAUCUGUUUUUGGUAAAGGAAAAGACAAUGAAUUAGGAAUAUUUCCACUUGAAGUCUCUGAACUUAAUCAGAUGAAAGAUAAAAUUAGCUUGGUGGGUCUUCUCAACCAUUGCUUCAAGGAAACCAAAGACUUUGUCAUCACUGAGAUUUCAAACUUCCCAGUUUGUUUUAUCUUGGAUGGACUUGACCAAUUUCAGCUCCCUCUCAACUUUGACAACAACAACAUAUUGACUGAUAUCAGUGAACCAGCCUCAGUGGACGUGCUGUUGACCAACCUCAUCAAAGGGAACCUGCUUCCUUCAGCUCUAGUGUGGAUAACGUCCCGCCCUUCAGCUGAUAAUUGGCAGAAUGAUGAGAAAUGUGUUGACAGGGUGACAGAAAUACGAGAGAAAUCUGUUGAAGACAAACUGAAAGAAAAUCUGAAGAUGGCAAUUUGUACAGAUUAUAAGGAAAAGAGUGAUGAAGAGACUGACACAGAACUCUGUGUACAAAAGGAAGAAAAAGAAGAAUUAGUGCAACCCGACUACAAAGACAUGUUUAAUGUGCGAACAGUGCUAACAACAGGAAUUGCUGGGGUUGGUAAAACAUUUCAAUCAAGGAUGUUCAUGUUUAACUGGGCAAAAGAGAAGACCAACAAAAACAUAGACUUUAUAGUUGCAUUUCAGUUCAGUAAGCUGAAUGAAAGAAAAGUAAAAAAUCAGAGUAUGGAAGAACUGUUGAAUGAUUAUUUCAGCACAUUCAAAAAACAAGGCCAUCUCUCCUAUGACAAGUUUAAAAUACUUUUUAUUCUUGAUGGCCUGGAAAAAUGUACACUUCCUCUGGAUUUCAAAAACAACACGGACCUGACUGACAUGGAGGCACAGGCCACGAUGGAUGAGCUGCUGACAAACCUAAUCAAAGGGACUCUUCUUCCUUCUGCUCAUCUCUGGAUCAUCUCACAACCCUCAGGAGUUGAUAAGAUUCCAUCUGAUUAUAUCCAGAAAGUUACAAAAUGUCAAGAGACGUCAAAGAGAUGGACAAAGCUGGUGACACAUCUGUGCACAAGACUUAGAGAAAUGCCUCUGAUUGAAGACGCCGAUCAUCCUAACCAGAAAAACACAGAACACAUCAUAAGAGAAGACAGCACUGCAGAGGGCACUGAUGAACAGAAAAAGAAACAGACUGUGGAGAAAUUGAAGACAACAUCUGAAAUCUUUAACGAGAAGAAAGGGGAAAAAAUCAGAACUGUGCUGACUGUUGGAGAGGCUGAUAUCGGAAAAUCCUUCCAUGUACAAAAAUACAUAAAAGAGUGGGCAGAUAAUAAACAGCGGGUUGAAGAAAAUAAAAAUGCUUCAUCUUCGCAAAAAAAGAAAGAUGAACUAGGAAUAUUUCCACUCAAAGUCUCUGAACUUAAUCAGAUGAAAGCUAAGGAAAUUAGCUUGGUUGGUCUUCUCAACCAUUGCUUGAAGGAAACCAAAGACUUUGUAAUCACUGAAUUUUCACACUUCCCAGUUUGUUUUAUCUUGGAUGGACUUGACCAAUUUCAGCUCCUGCUCGACUUUGACAACAACACCACCUUGACUGAUAUCAGUGAACCAGCCUCAGUGGACGUGCUGUUGACCAACCUCAUCAAAGGGAACCUGCUUCCUUCAGCUCUAGUGUGGAUAACGUCCCGACCUUCAGCUGAUAAUUGGCUGAAUGAUGAGAAAUUAGUUUACAGGAGGACAGAAAUACGAGAGAAGCCGGAAAUUACAAGCCAACGUAAACUCAAGUCUCAACUGAAGGAGCAGUUUACUCGUGUGUCUGAGGGCAUCGACAGGCAACAAACCUCUGCUGUCCUGAAUGAGAUCUACACAGAGCUCUACAUCAUAGAGGGGCAGAGUGGAGAAGUCAAUGAGCAGCAAGAGAUCAGACAGGUUCAAAAUGCAAAGUUCAAACCAGUUAAACAAGAAACAGCAAUUAAAUAUAAUGAGAUUUUCACCUCUGUUGAAAAUAAACAUAUUAAAACUGUGAUGACAAUUGGAGUGGCAGGCAUAGGAAAAACUAUCGCAUCAAUGAAGUACAUGCUGGACUGGGCUGAGGGUAACGCGGUUCAAAACAUUUUUUUCAUGUUUCCACUUCCUUUCCGAGAGCUUAAUUUGAGAAGAGAGGAACAACUCAGUUUUGAAAACCUUCUUCAUCAGUUCUUUCCAGCUAUGAAGACCUCAGAAAUAUCUGACUAUGACAAUUACAAAAUUCUGGUUGUUCUGGAUGGCUUUGAUGAAUGUCGCCUUGAUCUUGACUUCAGUGAAAGUAAUAAAUGCAUCGAUGUGAGAGAGCAAACAUCAGUGAAUAUUCUGCUGACCAACCUCAUCCAAGGAAAUCUGCUUCCUGAAGCUCAGAUCUGGAUCACCUCCCGACCUGCAGCCUCCAACCGUAUUCCUGCUGAUAAAGUUGCCCGGGUCACAGAGGUGCGAGGAUUCAAUGAAGAGCAAAAAGAAGAGUACUUCAGGAAGAGGUUUAAUGAGGAUCUAUCUGAAAAAAUCCUCACCCAUGUGAAGAAAUCAAGAAGCCUUUAUAUCAUGUGUCACAUACCAGUUUUCUGUUGGAUCACUGCAAAGGUCCUGGAGGAAUAUGUGACCACGAACCAAGAAGAUGAAAUGCCCAAGACGCUGACUGACAUGUACACAUACUUUCUUUUGAUCGAGUGCAGACAGGCCAACAGAAAGUAUAAUGAAGAUAAGACAAGUGAAAGCUGUGAGAUAGAUAAAUGCUGGAAUGAAAGAAACAAGGAAACCAUUAUAUCUUUAGGCAAACUAGCUUUUGAGGAGCUUGUGAAAGGAAACUUUCUCUUUACUGAGGAAAACCUGACAGAGUGCGGUACUGACAUCACGAAAGCUGCUGUUUUUUCUGGGAUAUUGACUCAGAUCGAAAGAGAAGGUCCUUCAAUGUACCCACAGAAACUGUUUUGCUUUGUCCAUUUGAGCAUUCAGGAGUUCCUGGCAGCUUUCUAUGUGUUUUACAUCUUCAAUAACAAAAGUGAAAAUCUGCUUACCACACCUCCUUCAGUGGUUUCACACUUGCCUGCAUCCGACUUCUACAAGAAAGCAGUGGACAAAGCUUUAGAUAGUAAACAUGGAGACUGGGAUAUGUUUCUCCGCUUCCUGCUCGGCCUCUCACUGGAGACCAAUCAGAAACAUCUGAAAGAGCUGCUGAUAGACAACAAAAAAAAUAACAAGGUGACCAACAAGGAGACAGCUGAGUACAUCAAAAAGAAGAUCAAUGAAGACAUCAGUGAUGCAGAAAAAAACCUCAAUCUUUUUUACUGUUUGAAUGAGCUUAAUGAUCACUCUCUUGUGAAAGACAUCAAAGAGCAACUGCGAUCAGGAAAACAGAAUUUUGAAGAUUACUCUGCUGCUCAGUGGUCUGCUCUGACGUUUGUGCUGUUGACGUCAGAUGAAAAACUCGAUGUGUUUGAUCUGAAAAAGUAUCGGAAGUCAGAGAAAGUUCUUCUGGGAAUGUUGCCAGUGGUCAAAGUCUCCAAACGUACUUUGUUGAGUUGGUGCGAUCUCACCGAACAAUCCUGCAGUGGUCUCACAGAUUUAGUCCUAAGCUCUGCAUUCUCAAACCUGUCAGAGUUGGACAUGAGCCAUAAUGACCUGCUGGAUUUAGGUGUGGAACAUCUUGCCGAAGGCCUGAAGAGUCCACACUGCAAACUGAAGAUUCUCAAGUUGUCUGGUUGUCAGGUAACAGAGACAGGUUGCUCUUUCCUUGCCUUGUCUCUUGAGUCCAACACAGCAUCCCUUUUGGAACAUUUGGAUCUGAGGUACAAUCAUCCAGGAGACAAUGGGACAAAGAGACUAAUGGAUAAAGUUAGAGAGGAAUCUUACCCAAACAGGAAGCUGAAGACAGUGCUUUUGGACCACGGCGGAGCACAUCGGUUAAAACCAGGGUUUAAGAAAUAUGGUGUAGAACUGAAGUUUGAUGAAAAUACAGCAGGCAAAAGACUCCUCCUAGAAGGAGACAGAAAAGUAAGAACUGUGAAGAAGGUCGAGGAGAAACCUGCACGAACUGAAAAUGAGAACAGGUUCAAGAGGUCUCAGGUGUUUUGUGUCGAGGGACUGGAAGAUCUCUGUUACUGGGAAGUGGAAUGGAGUGGGACGGUCUGCAUUGCUGCAGCAUACAAAAGAGUGGGUAGAAAAUGGGAUAGCAGUGGUGGCCUAGGAUGCAAUGAGAUGUCCUGGGGUCUGCACUGCUCUGGUACUGACUACACUGCCAUGCAUGGGAAAUUUCGAAAGCGUUUGAGAUUACCCUCUAGUAAAAAAAUAGCAGUGCUCUUGGAUUGGAGAGGAGGAACUCUGAGUUAUUACAGUGUUUCAUCAGAAAAGCUGAGCCUCAUACACACCUUUCAUGCAAAAUUCACAGAGCCGCUCUUCCCAGGCUUCUGGUUUAAAACGGGCUCUGUGACCUUAUGUGACAUUGAUUAAAUCACUGUAAAACAGCACUGUAGUGACCACUUACAAUUCUCUUCUGUCAUUAACAUUUCAGUCCCGUAAUAUGAAACAUUACUUUUUAAAAAAAUAUAAGUUGUUAGUUUAUUUAUUUUUGAAUCCAUAUUAAUACUGAAAAAAUGAACUAGUGUCAUAAAGAAGCUGUCUGUGUUCCAACUAUUUUAGAGGACAACCACUCUACUACUGCCAUUAAAUUACUGCAUUUUUAAAAGACUGCAAGUUGUGUGAAUGUACCUUUGUACUAAACACACUUUAAAUUACACCAAUAAAAUUUGAAUUAGUUAGAUUAUUAUGUAAAGAUAAAACACAUUGGUUGGUGAUUCCAGUCAUCUCUGUUUAUUCAUUCAUUUAAUUUGUUUUUACUUUUAUAUGUGUAAAAUAUUCUGAUGAAAGAUAUACUGAUAACAAUGAUGAAUAUUAUUAACAAUUUUAAGUAUGAUUUUAUUUGCUUCAUUUCACACUACUGAUAAUGUUUUUUGUUUGUUUGUUUUGUCUUUUUUUUACUACCUUGUCCUAGUUUUAUUUCUUUUAAUUUUCUACAAUAAAAUGAUUUUUGGUGGCUGUAAUGAAUACUCCUUGUCAUAUUUAAUAUAAAGGGCCAAUAAAGGAUCUCUAAUUUGAAUGUAAUUAAGUACAAGGACACAAACUUGACAUCCAAUCAAAUAAAGAGGACAGUUUUCUAAUUUUUUGUAUCAACAGUGAGAAUAAUGACAAGGAAAAACUGGUGUUUGUACAGAAUAUUCACUUUUGCAUAUGUACACUAUGAUACAGACUUAAAAAAAGGAAUCUGUUUGUUAAGCUCAGGCUGUGCUUGAGAAAGAAG
Oreochromis aureus is the source of this 6784-nucleotide messenger RNA. RefSeq lists its product as uncharacterized. The record is from RefSeq and is a predicted model, not a curated record. Lineage: Eukaryota; Metazoa; Chordata; Actinopteri; Cichliformes; Cichlidae. The transcript has 16 exons. Bases 1 to 5937 code for a protein of 1978 amino acids. Gene Ontology annotation, molecular function: protein binding.